UCCACCAUUCCUUCGUCUAAACCUCAUCUAUUUUGUACCUAAAUACUCGGAACUCUCAAAUUCGCACUCACUACACAUCAAUGGGAGCUCUGAGACUAUCUUCUCUCUCUUACAUUAUAGCCUCCUCCUCCUCCGCCCGGUCGCCGUCGAUUUUCCGGCGGAACCACCACCUGCGACUUCCUCUCCGGCCGCUCUCAACAGCGAAUUUCUCUGCCCAGAGUACUACCGAGAAAGAGAGUCCUCCGGAGGUCGAGGACCGAGUCGCCAACCAGAAGUCCCGAGUCCAAGACCGAGCCGUAACGCCUCGGUCUCAGGACUUCAAUGCUUGGUACCUCGACGUCAUCGAUAGCGCUGAGCUCGCCGAUUACGGUCCCGUGCGGGGUACUAUGGUCAUUCGACCCUACGGUUAUGCCAUUUGGGAAGCUAUUCAGGAUUAUUUGAAUGCCAAAUUUAAGGAGACUGGUCAUAGUAACAUGUAUUUCCCACAGUUUAUACCAUAUUCGUUCAUAGAGAAAGAAGCAAGCCAUGUUGAGGGUUUCAGUCCAGAAUUAGCCCUAGUGACAAUUGGAGGAGGAAAGGAACUUGAGGAAAAACUUGUGGUUCGACCUACUAGUGAAACCAUUGUGAAUCACAUGUUUACUCAGUGGAUUCAUAGUUAUCGUGAUCUUCCUCUCAUGAUCAAUCAGUGGGCAAAUGUGACAAGAUGGGAGAUGCGGACCAAACCAUUUGUGAGGACUCUUGAAUUUCUUUGGCAAGAGGGCCACACUGCUCAUGCCACUCUAGAGGAGGCAGAGAAAGAGGCAUUACAGAUGAUUGAUGUCUAUACAAAAUUUGCUUAUGAGCAAGCUGCAAUACCUGUUGUUGCAGGUAGAAAAUCAAAGGUGGAGACAUUUGCUGGUGCUUCUAAGACCUAUACAAUUGAAGCUAUGAUGGGUGAUCGCAAGGCUUUGCAGGCUGGAACCAGCCACAACCUCGGGCAGAACUUCUCUCGUGCUUUUGGAACACAGAGAGUUAUCACUUUGCAAGUGGAAAGACAGUGUUGGGAACUACUAAAGAUGUUUAGUGAUGAAAAUGGACAACGGCAGUAUGUAUGGCAGACAUCAUGGGCUAUCAGCACCCGUUUUAUUGGUGGUAUCAUCAUGACCCAUGGGGAUGAUGCUGGUUUAAUGCUUCCCCCAAAGGUUGCACCGGUACAGGUGAUAAUUAUCCCAAUCUUCAAGAAGGCUGAUGAGAAGACAGGAGUUCUUGGUGCUGCAUUAUCUGUGAAAGAAGUUCUAACAACUGCAGGAAUUAAAGUCAAAAUUGAUGACUCAGAUCAGAGAACGCCUGGAUGGAAAUUCAAUUUCUGGGAAAUGAAGGGAGUACCUCUAAGGAUUGAAAUUGGUCCUCGUGAUGUUUCAAGUGGGAGUGUGGUCAUAUCAAGAAGAGAUGUUCCUGGAAAACAAGGGAAAGUAUUUGGAAUAUCUAUGGAAUCUUCAGUUUUGGUAGCUUAUGUCAAAGAAAAGUUGGACGAGAUCCAGUCAUCACUUCUGGGAAGGGCAUUAUCAUUUCGAGAUAGUAACAUUGUGGAUGUGAGCUCGUAUGAUGAGCUCAAAGAGGCGAUUUCUCAGGGCAAAUGGGCAAGAGGUCCUUGGUCAGCAAGUGAUGAAGAAGAAUUAAAGGUGAAAGAAGAAACAGGGGCAACCAUUAGGUGUUUCCCCUUUGAGCAGCCCCAAGGGACGAAAACGUGCUUAAUGACGGGCAAUCCAGCCGAGGAAGUUGCAAUUUUUGCCAAAUCUUAUUAGUCUCAAAACAUGCAUCCUUGUUUGGCAUUGAAUUCAUCUUUGGUCGUCGUGGCAUGCACUUGUAAUCAAAAUUUUCAAGGCUGCUGCUUCUCUUCGAGUGUAUGAUUAAUAUAUUUUGAUAAGCUGUAGCUCACAAAUUGUAAAAUUUUAGUUGUUUGGUUGCUUAUAUUUCAUUAUUGUGUAGUGUAGGACCUUUAUAAGUAAAAAACAUUUUGAAGAGGAUGGGGGGGGACCUUUAUAGAGGGAGCAUUUUCGUUUGCUGAAUUGCUGAUAGUCAAUGAUGUUUAAUGCAGAGUUUUAAUUGAAAGUGGUGUUAGUGUUGUUAAUAUAUGUAGGGUUCAUCUCCUCUGGAAUUAAAUAAUGUUUCUGAGUAGUAAAAUCAUUUUUAAUACUAAAAACAUAUCUGCAGACACAGAGACACAGAAAGACAAUAUGAAAUGAAAACCAGUAAAGUAAUGCCAUUCAAGCCGAAAUUUUAGAAAAUAAUACAUUAUUAAUGUGUUCUGAACGAUGCCAUUUUAUCAUUGUUGUUUUUAUUUUAAUUUUUUUUUAUUUAUAAUAAUAAUUAUUGCAUAGCAGAUUUAUGUUUUUGUAAUUUAGAAAAAAAAAACAGUAGUUGUAGUAUAUUUAUGAGGAGGAGAAGCUGAGCUGAUUAGACACGAAAGGAAUCUGUUGACUUUUGAUGGCAUGGUGGGGUAUGAAGAUUGGGCGCCCUCCUUUGGGGGUUGGGUUGGUCAUUGUGGUGGGGUUCCCUCCGUGGAAUAAAAGCAACACGGCAUGGGACAAUGGAGGAUGGCACAUGCACUUUAUUCUUGAGA
Messenger RNA from Cornus florida, 2602 nucleotides. RefSeq names its product proline--tRNA ligase, chloroplastic/mitochondrial. Gene Ontology annotation, cellular component: chloroplast stroma; aminoacyl-tRNA synthetase multienzyme complex; cytoplasm. Gene Ontology annotation, biological process: prolyl-tRNA aminoacylation. The record is from RefSeq and is a predicted model, not a curated record. The transcript is spliced from 12 exons. NCBI's taxonomy places the organism in Eukaryota, Viridiplantae, Streptophyta, Magnoliopsida, Cornales, Cornaceae. The coding region runs from base 81 to 1784 and encodes 567 amino acids. Gene Ontology annotation, molecular function: ATP binding; proline-tRNA ligase activity.